AGAGAAUGAAGUCUGACAGGUGGUCGGAUGUGGUAUCAUCACUAUCACAAACAAUAUCAUUGACAAAACUGCGUAAUGACUACGGAUUGUCCCAAAGGAUGAGCAACUGCGCGAUCCGCAACACCUCGAGAGUCUUGCUUCUGUACCUCACCCGGCAUCACGAAUAUUAAAUUAGAGUUGGUUUCAUUCCUGAGCUGGUUGGAAUUGUUUAUCAUUUGUAAACUGCGUCACGCUUUAUAAACAAUGAUAAUUCAGAAAUUCUCAACCAUUGUAUGUGAGGAAAAAAACAAUCUCAAGUGUGAAAACGGUCAUGUUUGACACUCUGAGAUUUCUUGUGUAAUUGUAGAACUGAUUAUGGCGCAUGACGUUUCUUCUUGAAAAAUUCCAAACAUUUGUGCGCCAGAGUUAUUAAGUCAUGGCAGAAGUUCACAAGGAACCUCACUUCGACAUCGUCAUUGAUGGAGAUAAAUUAAAUGAAGGUGCAGCAGAAAUUGUCAAACUUCUCCGACCCGCGUGGUCCAUUGACGAUUAUCAAUUCAAGCUCUUCACAAAUGGGAUAUCUAACAAGCUCGUUGGUGUCUGGUGUAAAGACCGCUACGAUGAGAUGGUUUUGAUACGGGUCUAUGGCUACAAAACAGAUCUGUUCAUCGACCGCACAGCUGAAACUAGAAAUAUUCGGCUGAUGCAUGCAGCGGGCUACACUCAUUGCUUGUAUGCUACUUUCAACAACGGACUUGCCUAUGAAUUCCUUCCAGGGGAUACUCUUACUGUUGACAGCGUCCGCAGCCCGCCCAUUUAUAAGUUGGUGGCCAAAAGAUUGGCUGAGAUGCAUAAGCUCAAUCCCACUCAUCCGGAGAUAAGUACAGAGCCGUUCAUAUGGGAUAAAAUUGAAAAGUUCAUGCGUAUUAUGCCCAAGUCGUUCUCCAACAAAGAGAAGCAGGCAAAAUUCAGACGGAUAAUACAACCCUACACGGAACUAGAAAAGCAAUACCAAUUGUUGAAGAACGAGCUUUCAAAACUUGACAACGUCGUCGUAUUUGCACAUAACGAUCUCUUAUUAGGCAAUGUACUUCACAAUGCGAAGGAAAAUACCGUCACAUUUAUAGAUUAUGAGUAUUCCGCUUAUAACUAUCAAGCCUAUGAUAUUGCUAACCACUUUGCUGAAUUCGUUGGUCUCGAUGUACCAGAUUACUCAUUGUAUCCAGAUGAGACUCUGCAGAGAGAUUGGCUUAGGUUGUAUCUUGAGGAAUACAAUGGCACUCCGGAUGUUACAGAAAAUGAAAUAAAAAAAUUGUACAUCCAUGUUAAUAAAUUCUUACUUUUGAGCCACUUUUUUUGGGGCUGCUGGUCUCUUAUACAAAGUGAACAUUCGCUCAUUGGCUUUGAUUUUUUAGAAUACGCUUCCAUAAGGUUUAACGAACUUUUUAAAAAAAAAGAUCAAUUAUUCGUUUCGGAAUGAAUGCCCGUGUAUUGGAAUCGAAACAAUCACCAAGUGAUCAGUUCUAUUUAUAAUUCGAAGGGCCUGGCGCGCCUUUUAUUACUCCUUACCAUGCUCUGAUCAAUUUUACCUUAAUUCAGCCGCCAAUUCCGUUAUUUAGGUUUUAAUUUUUAUGGGAGGGAUUUAAAUGUAUAUCAUGUUAUCAAUGUUAUUCUUGAUCUUGUUAUUACUAUCAUUAUAUAUAUGAAGCAUUUAAUUUUAUUUGUUGCAAUGUGGUGAGAGGAAUAAAACUUUUUAGCUGUG
This is a messenger RNA of Neodiprion fabricii, 1741 nucleotides long. RefSeq names its product ethanolamine kinase (gene eas). Gene Ontology annotation, cellular component: cytoplasm. NCBI's taxonomy places the organism in Eukaryota, Metazoa, Arthropoda, Insecta, Hymenoptera, Diprionidae. The transcript has 7 exons. Bases 416 to 1459 code for a protein of 347 amino acids. Gene Ontology annotation, molecular function: ethanolamine kinase activity. The record is from RefSeq and is a predicted model, not a curated record. Gene Ontology annotation, biological process: phosphatidylethanolamine biosynthetic process.